AUGGCUAUCGCACAUUUGUCUCUUCCACGAGCACACAUAGACGCAUUCGUCGGGACUUCACUAGCUUUCAGUCCACCGCCGAUGGAUGGCACAUUAACAAUCCCAGAGAUGUUCAAGCAUCAUGCCGUACACAACCCAAACCACCCUUUGUUCGUUUAUGCGAACGAUGAGGCCAGUAGGGUGACUGUGUCCUAUCUCGACAUAUGGCGCUUGGUCAAGAGAGCCAUGACCAUUAUCAACGCUCAUUUCAUAUCUGCAAAGAGGAGAUACGACCUCCAAGGCCCGCAGAGACGUCUUGCCCAGGGCCCGACCAUUGGCAUUCUUGCUUCCACAGACACGAUCACUUUCUUCUGUACGAUCGUCGGUAUAAUGUGUCUCGGCUUUGUCCCUUUCCCUAUAUCUACUCGAAUUCCUGCGUCCACCGUCGCCCAUCUCAUCAAGACUGGACACAUCAUUCAGCUCUUCGCUUCCUCUGAUCCCGCCAUGCAACGCCUUGCGGGUGAUGCCAUCGGGAUUCUCUCACAGGAUGGUAUCAGCGUUGAAUUACUGCCUAUGCUACACCUCGAUGACUUGUGGGAUACCGCCCACAUCCCCGACGAGGACGAGCCUGAACUCGUCAACUCGAACUUAGACAAAAUCGCCAUCUUUUGUCAUACCUCUGGAUCCUCUGCUCUACCCUCUUUAGUACCUAUCACCCAUAGAACGUUCCUCCAGUAUAGUACCAUCCCCUCUCAUGGGCAAGUAAACUUAUGCGGAGCCGUUAUCGCUAUGCAUGUCGUCCCGCUUUUCCAUACUAUGGGAUUUUCCAGUAUCGUUUGGCCGGUCACGACCGGGUUAAUCCUCGGCAUCUUCAAACCCUCCAUUCCGCCCAUCGCACCUACCGCGGAGAACUAUUUCGAAGGGAUCGUCGCUACCGACAGUGAUAUUCUUUUCUGUGUUCCGUCGUUCAUAGAGUCGUGGUUCCAGGACCCGGAGAGGCUUCCAGCAUUGCAAAGACUUACCGCCAUUGUCUUCGGAGGAGCGCCGUUGAACAAAAGCAUAGGUGACCAACUAGCUGAUAUGGGCGUGGCGUUGUUCUCAUCAUACGGAACGAGCGAGAUAGGAACUUUUAAUAUGUUCAUUCCCGCCGAAAUUCCUGCGGUCGAUGAGUGGGAAUACUUCCGGAUCUCGCCACAUCUCGAGGUAGAGAUGCUGCCUCAGGAGGGUCUUCCGGGUGUCUAUGAAGCCACUGUCAUUGUACGUCACACGCCAAAAUUUUGCCCUAACAUUCUUAACUCCAAGUCGAGCGAUGGGCGUGCAAACUAUCGCACUGGGGACCUGCUGGAACGGCAUCCUCAUGAUGCUACACUAUGGAGGAUGUUUGGUCGUGCAGAUCAUAUAAUACCGUUAAGUAACGGAGAGAAGACAAAUCCGGGCCCCUUAGAGGAUGUUCUUGUGCACGAUCCUCACAUCGAGUCCGCCAUCAUGUUCGGUCACGGACGACUCCAAAACGGCGUAUUAAUACAGCUAAAAAAGGAGUUUAUCGUCCAGAGUGGGGAUGAGAGCCAGCUGGCUCACCUUAGGAACCUUAUCUGGCCAUCGGUGGAAAAUGUUAACGAGAUAGCUCCGCAGCAUUCGAGGGUGUUGAAAGAAAUGGUCUUGUUUGCCACUUUCGACAAACCAUUUGGGUAUACGCCCAAGGGUGCGCCCCGGCGCCACACCAUCUUAGUGGCGUAUAAGGAUGAAAUUGACGCUCUAUACGAGUACUUCACUAGCUGCCUAGUCAUGGACUUACCUGUCCCGCUUGAGACAAAGGAAGGGAUGACCUCUCUGAUCCGCACCACCCUCCAACGAGUGAUGAACCAGAAGCUGGCAGACGAGGAUGACUUCUUCCAGCAUGGAUGUGACAGUCUUCAGGCGAGGUAUAUCCGGAACAGCAUAUCACACGCAUUACAUCGAUCGAUCGACCGCCCAUCACUUUCACUUCUUUCGGAUGUUGUCUACAGAUACCCGACCAUCUCUUCCUUAGCGACCUUCCUUCACCAGUCGGGUCGCCCUGAUGCACUGGAGCCCUCUUCUGACGCAAAGAAGAACCCACGCCAGCUAGAGGAUAUGCUUGUAAAAUAUACCCAAGGACUUGAACCCGAAGGGCUUCAUGAUGUUGUCCUUCUGACUGGCUCCACUGGGUGCCUGGGUAGUCAUCUUCUGGCACAGCUCAUGUCAAAUCCAUCGAUAUCAUAUGUGUACGCCCUGAACCGAGGACGCACGUCUCACGCAGACCUUGAGCAGCACCAACGUAGAGCAUUUGAGGCGUGGGGGCUCGACAUUGCGUUGCUAGACACCAAUAGACUCCGGUUUCUCGUCGCAGAUCUCUCUUGCGCUCGGCUGGGUUUGGAGGAAGAUAUAUAUCAAGAGUUGAAGGAGGGCGUCAAUUCUAUCAUUCACUGUGCCUGGCGGGUGGACUUCAACUUGAAACUCUCCUCCUUCGAACCACUGAUCCGUGGCGUCCGCAACCUCGUUGAUUUCGCAAUGGCUUGCGUGCGCCAGCCUUCAUUCAUGUUCACAAGCUCUAUCUCCGUUCUCCCAAGUGUGUCAUUCCGCGCUUUGUGGUACAUCCUCGACGCUUAUAUCUGUGUUGAACUUCCUUUGCUCGAUCCGACGACAAACCUGGCCACAGGAUAUGCCGAAAGCAAAUGGGUCGCAGAGAACAUUCUUUGGCGCGCAAUGAAAUCCUACAGAUCCAGACAUAAAGUCAACAUUGUCCGCAUCGGACAGCUCUGCGGUAGUAGCAAGUCUGGGAGAUGGAACGAGAAAGAGUGGGUGCCGGCCAUGCUUCGGGUUUCUCAGGGUCUCGGUGCGGUGCCACAUAACGAUGAGAUGAUCUCGUGGAUUCCGGUGGAUUUCGCUGCCGCUUCGAUUAUUGAAAUGCUCGGGUCGCAAGAAUCGGUGCUUCACCUUGUGCACUCCCGUCCCGUCCCAUGGAGCGUCUUCAGCAACACUGUUUCGCAGUGCUUGGGAUUGCCGAUUAUACCGUUUGAGGAAUGGGUGUCGAAGUUAAUUGUCCCGUCUCAAUCCAAGAAGGCCGAGAUCGUGAGUGGUCCUGCGGCGUCGUUGGUCGACUACUUCAAGCGCUACGAAGUGUCUGGGGCGAUUAGCACGGAAAAGGCGGAGAAUAUAUCGCCGUCAUUGCGAGGAGCGGAGGUGCUUUGUGCGGAGGAUGUCCGAAGAUGGAUAAAAUACUGGAGAUUUAGCGGGUUUUUGACUACGUAG
This is a messenger RNA of Stereum hirsutum FP-91666 SS1, 3249 nucleotides long. Its product is annotated as acetyl-CoA synthetase-like protein. NCBI's taxonomy places the organism in Eukaryota, Fungi, Basidiomycota, Agaricomycetes, Russulales, Stereaceae. The coding region runs from base 1 to 3249 and encodes 1082 amino acids. The record is from RefSeq and is a predicted model, not a curated record. The transcript has 19 exons.